Messenger RNA from Tigriopus californicus, 1542 nucleotides. Its product is annotated as rhodopsin-like. Gene Ontology annotation, biological process: G protein-coupled receptor signaling pathway. The record is from RefSeq and is a predicted model, not a curated record. Lineage: Eukaryota; Metazoa; Arthropoda; Copepoda; Harpacticoida; Harpacticidae. Gene Ontology annotation, molecular function: G protein-coupled receptor activity. The transcript is spliced from 6 exons. Bases 181 to 1395 code for a protein of 404 amino acids. Gene Ontology annotation, cellular component: photoreceptor outer segment; membrane.
GCUUGUUCCAUCCAGUUCGAUGGAUCACAUUCCUCCUCAUGUGAAUUCGAGGUCCUUCACCGAGCGGUCUUCUCUUUCGGUUCCUCCGUUGAGCGCUCGUGGAACCUCUCCAUCCUAGAAAAAGGAUCCAACGGGUCCCAAUCGGUUCAGUCAUCAUAGCCAGAUGAGAGAGAGACGAGGAUGAAUGGAACCACAGUGAACCUGCUCUAUGAAGAAAUCUCCAACACUACCGAGAUUGAUCUGAAUUAUAGUGUGGGGGAUGGAAACGACGUUCCGAAAUGGGUUUAUCAAGUCGCGUCUGUGUAUCUUUUACUGAUUUGUGUUUUCGGUACUCUUUUGAAUGGCUCCGUCAUCUAUUUCUUCAUUAAAACUAAAUCGUUAUGGUCAUCUUUCAAUUUGAUCGUCUUGAAUUUGAUUGGCACGGAGUUGUUGGCCUCGGCGGGGGGCGUGCCCAUCGAUUUGGUCUCGGCCCUCUCCUAUGGACAAGGAAUGAGUGAAUCCGCUUGCUACAUGACAGGAUUUGGACACACAUUGUCAGGCAUGUCUAGCAUCUUCACACUGACUACUUUGGCCAUUUCCCGGUCAUUUAUUGUCUCGUGUCAACCACUCUCGGCAGGUUCAAAUUGCCUCUCUCAAAAGAGUCGAGGAAGCAACUCCUACUUUGCCAUUUUGACCAGCAUCAUCAUCAUUUGGUCUUUUUCCAUCAUUGUGUCGAUUCCGCCCAUUCUGGGUUGGGGAUCCUACGUCCUGGAUCAGUCUCGUAUUAGUUGUGGUCCUAAUUGGAGCGCCCCAGAUCAGGAUUUCCAAUAUUGUCUGUUCAUGUUCAUCUUGGGAUUCUUUGUGCCAGUCGGGAUUAUCAUGUCGUCCAAUUUUUCCGUCGUUUUGACCAUGAGAAGACAUACUGCAUCAAAAACCAAUCCCUACCUUCGGUCCAUUGCUGAGCGAAGGGAACGUGGAGCAACGCGGAUCUUAAUGCUCAUGACUUUAGCCUUCUUCAUCUGUUGGAUGCCUUACGCGUGUCUAUCACUCUUUUCAAUGGCUGGCGGGAACGUUCAAUCGGCUUGGCACGUUCUUCCAAUAUUGUUCGCCAAGAGUUCGGUUUGUUGGAACCCGUUUCUCUACAUCUUUUGCAACGAUGAGUUCAAGCGGAUCAUUCGCACUCAUUUCUCGGAUCCAGUUCCGGCGUCCAUGCUUCUGUUAGAAAGAGGAACGUUUGGUCGGAGAGCCCGACAUCCAGGGUUGAUGGUUCGAUCCGAGGCUCGUCAAUUGACCCUGUCACCUAAGUCUUCCAAAGAAUUUAAAUCAUGCAUGGCUCAUUUCUCUUUGGACAAUGAGAGAUCAUCGAUAGUGAUUGUUCAAAAUCAUGGAGAGAUCUUAGCGAUCGGUCGGGUUUAAUUACAUAACGUUGAUAUUUCGAUAUUUUCCUCUUCCCUCCUUUGAAUCUUGUCAGAUAAAUGUGUUUUAUAUUAAGGAUCAACGCGAUCAAAAGGAUUCUUCUUUGAAAUAUAUUUUUCUCUGCAUCUUAAAAAAAGAAAACCUUGG